Equus quagga is the source of this 2073-nucleotide messenger RNA. It is a transcript of the gene HCLS1, whose product is annotated as hematopoietic cell-specific Lyn substrate 1. Gene Ontology annotation, cellular component: plasma membrane; cortical actin cytoskeleton; site of polarized growth. The transcript has 14 exons. Gene Ontology annotation, molecular function: actin filament binding. Gene Ontology annotation, biological process: regulation of actin filament polymerization. NCBI's taxonomy places the organism in Eukaryota, Metazoa, Chordata, Mammalia, Perissodactyla, Equidae. Bases 149 to 1615 code for a protein of 488 amino acids. The record is from RefSeq and is a predicted model, not a curated record.
CAGGGUGGCAGGAAAUGACAGAAAACCUGAAUACGGAACUGAAGCAGUAGCUCAGAGUUUCUUGCUCUAAAGAGGCAGCAGCCAGAGAGGGAGCCGAGUAUCGACGCGAGGAGCUGGGAGCUUGGAGCAAACACUCGCACUGUUAGAGAUGUGGAAGUCUGUAGUAGGGCAUGAUGUGUCUGUUUCCGUGGAGACCCAGGGUGAUGACUGGGACACAGACCCUGACUUUGUGAAUGACAUCUCUGAGAAGGAACAGCGGUGGGGAGCCAAGACCAUCGAGGGCUCUGGACGCGCAGAACAUAUCAACAUCCACCAGCUGAGGAACAAAGUGUCAGAAGAGCAUGAUAUUCUCAAGAAGAAGGAGAUGGAAUCAGGGCCCAAAGCAUCCCAUGGCUACGGAGGUCGAUUUGGAGUGGAAAGAGACCGAAUGGACAAGAGUGCUGUGGGCCAUGAGUAUGUUGCGGAGGUGGAGAAGCACUCUUCUCAGACUGAUGCUGCCAGAGGCUUUGGGGGCAAAUUUGGAGUUGAGAAGGACAGGGCAGACAAGUCAGCGGUUGGCUUUGAUUACAAAGGAGAAGUGGAGAAACACACAUCUCAGAAAGAUUACUCGCAUGGUUUUGGUGGCCGUUAUGGGAUCGAGAAGGAUAAACGAGACAAGGCAGCUAUGGGAUAUGACUACAAGGGAGAGACAGAGAAGCACGAGUCUCAGAGAGAUUAUGCCAAGGGCUUUGGUGGUCAAUAUGGAAUCCAGAAGGACCGAGUAGAUAAGAGUGCUGUUGGCUUCAAUGAAAUGGAGGCCCCAACCACAGCUUAUAAGAAGACGACACCCAUAGAGGCUGCUUCUAGCGGUGCCCGUGGACUGAAGGCAAAAUUUGAGUCCAUGGCUGAGGAGAAGAGGAAGCGGGAGGAAGAAGAGAAGGCACAGCAGAUGGCCAGGCAGCAACAGGAAAGAAAGGCCCUGGUAAAGAUGAGCCAUGAGGCUCAGCAGCCGGCCGCCACUGUGGAAGAGCCAGUGGUGCCAGCCCCAUUGCCCAAGAAAAUCUCCUCAGAGGCCUGGCCCCCAGCGGGGAGUUGUCCACCGUCAGAGCCUGAGCCUGUGAGAACCAGUAGGGAACACCCAGUGCCCGCCCUGCCCUCUAGGCAGAAUCCCCCAGAGGACAAUGAGGAGCCCCCAGCUCUGCCCCCCAGGACUCUGGAAGGCCUGCAGGUAGAGGAAGAGCCAGUAUAUGAACUAGAGCCUGAGCCCGACCCCAAGCCCGAGCCCAAGCCUGAGCCCGAGCCUGAACCUGAGCCCGAGACUGAGAAUGACUACGAGGAUGUUGGAGAGAUGGACAGAUAUGAGCAGGAUGAGGGCGACUAUGAGGAUGUGCUUGAGCCUGAGGAUCCCUCUUUUCCCUCCACUCUGGCUGGAUCAUCAGGCGGCCCAGCAGGGGCUGGGGCUGGGAUCUCAGCUGUAGCCCUGUAUGAUUACCAAGGAGAGGGAAGUGAUGAGAUCUCCUUUGAUCCAGAUGACAUCAUCACUGACAUUGAGAUGGUGGAUGAAGGCUGGUGGCGGGGACGUUGCCACGGACACUUUGGACUCUUCCCUGCAAAUUAUGUCAAGCUCCUCCAGUAAUGUCCGUGUCUUCUGCACUGUGACUUCCCAUGUCCAAAGUGGCUCUGCCUCCACCACAUCCCCAUUCCUGCUGCAAGUGUCUAAUAGGAUGUCAUGAAUUGCCUGAGAUUCUAGAAAGACUUCCCUCUCCCUGUCCAUUAGAGCUCGGGGCAGAGACAGCAUGAGGAAGGGGAUCUCCUUCCCCUCCGUGUCCUCCCUACCCUGGAUGAGCUCGUGGAUGUUUAUCUUUUGUUCCUGCAUCCUUCCCCAUGAAUGCACCCCUCAACACCCCAAGCUCUGCCUUCCUCUGUUUUGUGAGCUCUGAGCUUCCCAGUUUGUUUACCUGGAAAGGUACGUCUAGAUUGCCUGGUUUUCUUAGUUGUGCUGUUUGCCCAUUUCCGUCUCUGCAGAGAUAUCUCUGAAUCUUCUCUCUGCUCAGUGCUAAAUUUGAAAUAAAGUGAGACUGUGGUUCACCUCUA